AGUACAGAGAGAGAGCCAGCAAACAAACAGCAGACAGGAACAAAGUGCUGUGUCUUCUGCGAAAGAUGCCAAAAGGUCUUUUUACUUUCAUUCGUCUUUUUAUGCUCUUACUCAGUUUCUCUACUAUUUGCCUGGGAGUACUUUGCAUGUCCAUUAAUUCCUCCGUGUGCAGAUGUGGAAACAAGCUAGUAUUUCAUUGCCUGUUAGCUUUGGGACUCUGUCUCCUUUUUACUGGCAUUUUCUGGAGCACUUUCCAUGAAGUCCUGAAAUACAGGGCCCUUGGCAUCUUCAUUCGAAAUCCCAGCCACAGAGAACCACAUGUCUGCACCAUAGACAGGCCUGACUUCUAUCCUCCCUUUUAUGAAAACAGCAUAGAUCCUGAAAAACUGGUCUCCACACUGUCAGUUGCCUCCACACUAAAACAGCAAGAAUUUGACAGUAUUCCUCCACCUCCAUACAAUGAAAGCAGUGCAGAGUUUGUCAGUGAAACAAAUGAGCAGGAAGAGCCACCACCAUACACAUUAUCUCUGGAGCAGCAGCAAACAGCUGGCCAUGACCCAAAUCCCAGAAGCGGGUUAAAUUCUCAUAUAUUCAUGCAAGAAAUAAUUUGCCAGCAGGACACAGAUUUCCAGAGGAUCUCAGGAAGAGCAACACCUGUCAAAACAAGAGAGACAAGCAGCCAGUAAAAUCCUGCAUCUGCAAAGCAGGGAAGAGUGGAAGAAGACUUGUGUCAGUGAUUCCUAAUGGUAUCACUACUUAAGGUGAAAUUGCACAGUAAAAAUAUUGAUCAUUUGUGACUUAGAGUGGAGUGGGAGGGGAUAUGUAAAAAUGUUAAGUAUUUCAAAUUAGAAUAAAUCUCCAGAGAGAUAGAAAUGCUCAGGCUGUGUCUGGUAGAAGUCAUAAUCUGGCAAUAGGAGCUUCUUAUCCUGCAAGAUAAAUGAAGCAUCAUGGUGUUAUCAAUCUUGACUUGUGCUUCAUAAGAAGUU
Molecule: messenger RNA, 986 nt
Organism: Taeniopygia guttata (zebra finch)
Lineage: Eukaryota; Metazoa; Chordata; Aves; Passeriformes; Estrildidae
Source: RefSeq, a predicted model, not a curated record